This is a messenger RNA of Nerophis lumbriciformis (worm pipefish), 1771 nucleotides long. RefSeq names its product coiled-coil domain containing 170 (gene ccdc170). The record is from RefSeq and is a predicted model, not a curated record. Lineage: Eukaryota; Metazoa; Chordata; Actinopteri; Syngnathiformes; Syngnathidae.
GUUUUCUUGAACACAACAGAAGUUUGUUGAGCUUCCAACUUUCUUCUCCUUCCGUCUGGAGAAGUUAUGGAAAGUUCUGGUGAGUUGCAGUCUAACGAGCGCGAGCGUCUGAAGAUGAGAAUGGUGGUCCUGGAGGAGCGCGUGCGGGCCAUGGAGGCGGAGUCUAGAGGCGACCAAGAGGCGGUCCUCAGGAUGGCGUCCGAGCUGGACCGGGAGAGGAAGAAGUCCGCCAGCAGCUCGGCGGCUGUGCAAGAACUGAAAGCGGACCUGGACGGACUGGUUCUGGUGCGGCUGGAAAAUGAAGACCUGGUCCAGAGACUGCAGGCCAGCAGGAGAGUGACGGAGGCCAGCAGGCGGGAGUCUGGCUGUCUGGAGGAGCAGGUGCAAGACCUGGAGGAGCAGGUGCAAGACCUGGAGAAGAAGCUGCAGAGCAGUCAGAGAGACGCCCGGGAGGCCCAGGACCAAGUCCUGCAGGUCCUCCGUAAAGUCUCCUCUCUCAUCCCGGACCAGACACCAGUCCCAGUCCAUGGCCAAGACCAGGAGGCGUCGCUGACCUUGGACCAACUCUGCAGUCGGGUGGAGGCUCACCUGGGUGACGUGUGUCAGCAGCUGAGCGAGGAGAAGAAGCAAGGUCAAAGCGUCCAGCAAAGAGCCGAGCUGGCCGAGCAGCAAGUGUCAGACUUGAGGCGGAGACUUGAGGACGUGGAGGCGGAGCUCCUGGCGGCGGACGAGCAUCAUCACGCCACGCGACUGGACCUUCAGCACCAUGAAGACUUCUUGGAGCGGCUGACGGCCGCCAUGAAGGUGGACGCCGUGGCGGCCGACGUGGGCCCCGACAUGAGGCUGCCGCUCUUCCUGUCCCGGGCGCAGCAGCUGGUCAGAAGCGAAGGCGACGCCGUGAUGGAGAGCAAGCGUCUGACCUUUAACCUCCAACGCAAGCUGAAGAGUCAGAAGGAGCAGCUGGAGAGCAAAGGUCUUCACAUCCAGAUGUUGAGGAAGAAGCUGGAGGAGGACAAAAGGAGCAGGUCGGCGCUGGAGGACGUCCAUGCAGAGUCCGCACGCCUGCAGAAGAAAGUGGAGCGUCUCCAGGGCGAGCUGAGGGCCUCCAGGCAGUCACACGGCCUGCUGAAGAGCCGCCUCUCCGCCGCCGACCUCAAGGUAGAAGGCCGACGUCUUCACGCCAGCAGUCCAUCACGUCUUCACGCCAGCAGUCCAUCACGUCUUCACGCCAGCAGUCCAUCACGUCUUCACGCCAGCAGUCCGUCACGUCUUCACGCCAGCAGUCCAUCACGUCUUCACGCCAGCAGUCCAUCAUUGUGUGUGUUUGACAAGCUGAGGCUGGAGGAACAGAGCCAGGUCAUGCAGGAGCAGAAGAAGAAGCUGAGACAGCUCCGGAAGGGCAAAGGUCACACCGAGAAGCUGGUCGACACUUUGACCUCUGACCUGCAGAGUCAGGAGAAGCAGAGCAGGGAAGACCGAGAGCGACUCAGCAGUCUGACGAGCAGCCUGGCUCAGCUCUCCGCCUCUGAGAGAGAGCUGACGGACUUCCGCAUGGUGGUUUCCCGCCUGCUGGGCUUAAACGCCUCGUCCUCCUCCGCCCUCCCCAACCAUGAAAUCAUCCGCCUGCUGGAGGACCUCCUCCACUCCCAUCAUCACCAUGGAAACGCACCUUGGCUGUGCGCGGCCCACCGCGGCGCUCAUCUCUCCUACUCACAUGCCAGCGGCGGCCAGGGGGAGUGAAUAAGUGAUUAUUGUUUCGGUCAUGAGAGAA